This is a messenger RNA of Aaosphaeria arxii CBS 175.79, 1135 nucleotides long. Its product is annotated as cytosolic large ribosomal subunit protein L7A. Gene Ontology annotation, biological process: ribosome biogenesis. The record is from RefSeq and is a predicted model, not a curated record. The transcript is spliced from 3 exons. Bases 238 to 1020 code for a protein of 260 amino acids. Lineage: Eukaryota; Fungi; Ascomycota; Dothideomycetes; Pleosporales. Gene Ontology annotation, cellular component: ribonucleoprotein complex.
CUUCAACCUCAUCCACGCCGACAAUUUUAACUAACCACAGGUCAAGGUAAGCAUAUCGCAAUACCCUCCUCCCCCCAAAUACAAACUACAAUUGCGAUACAAGAAAUUGUUCGCAAUGUUUGUUCUGGAAACUAUGUUUUCUUGCAAAGGCUAGAGUUGUGGAUGGCGCAAGCCUCCCUCUCUUACGAGACAGAAUAUCGCUAACGGUUCUGUUCUCUAUGAUCAGCCUCGGACAAAAUGCCUCCCAAAGGAAAGAAGGUAGCGGCUUUCCCGCAAUCAAAGGCGGGAGCUUCCUCCAAGAAGCCUAAGAACCCUCUCAUCGAGAAGCGUCCUAAGAACUUCAACAUCGGAAAUGACCUCCAGCCCGCCCGCAACCUUGCUCGCAUGGUCCGAUGGCCCGCCUACGUCCGUCUCCAGCGCCAGAAGAAGAUCCUCAACCUCCGUUUGAAGGUUCCCCCGGCGAUUGCUCAGUUCACCCACACCCUCGACCGCAACACCGCCACCCAGGCAUUCAAGCUCCUCAACAAGUACCGCCCUGAGACCAAGCAGGAGAAGAAGGAGCGUCUCACCAAGGAGGCCACCGCUGUCUCUGAGGGCAAGAAGAAGGAGGAUGUCAGCAAGAAGCCCUACGCCGCCAAGUUCGGUCUCAACCACGUUGUCGGCCUCGUCGAGAACAAGAAGGCUUCCCUCGUCUUGAUCGCCAACGAUGUUGACCCCAUUGAGUUGGUUGUCUUCCUCCCCGCCCUCUGCCGCAAGAUGGGUGUCCCAUACGCCAUAGUCAAGGGCAAGGCCAGGCUCGGAACGGUCGUCCACCAGAAGACCGCUGCCGUCCUCGCCCUCACCGAGGUCCGCUCCGAGGACAAGAGCGAGCUCUCCAAGCUCACCUCUGCCAUCAAGGAUGGUUACCUCGAGAAGCACAAGGAUGCCACCCGCCACUGGGGCGGUGGUAUCAUGGGUGCCAAGGCCAACGCCCGCACUGAGAAGAAGAGGAAGGCCAUCGAGAACGCCAUCAAGAUCUAAAUGAAUUGAUGUAAGCGUUUGGCGGUGGGUAUUCAUGGUUUUUAUGGCGUCUCCAUUACUUGCAUGUAGGGCUCAGAAUAUGGCCUUGGUGUUUUAGGACAGUCAAAAGCACUAG